CUGGGUACCCUCAAGGCGCCGUCCACCUUUUCUCGCCGUGACCCAGCUCUGUUCUUCUCCGUUCUCUGGGUACCCUCAAGCAAGGUUGUGUGGUUGUCCUUUGAUCAAGUGUUGACGGUGAUUUCUCAGAAGAACCAUUCGCAGAGGCUCACCAAGCACCAGAGCAAGAUGAAUGAAAACAGUAAUAUUGAAGCAGCAGGGAUGUCCGCUAGCACUCAACCAUCUUCUCCACCGUCAAGUGUUCGUAAGAAUCGGUCAGCUGUCUGGGAUCAUUUUGAUGUAGAGAAUGCUAUCGAGAAGAAGGCUAAAUGCAAAUAUUGUGGUAGCUUAAUACAAUAUGGGAAUGGAACUAGCUCAAUGGGUGGUCAUUUGAGAAGAUGCAAGCAAAAUCCUAAUAAUGAUUCGAACAAAAGAAGAAAAACGACGACCACACCGACUAUAGAUGAGCGUGGUGUUUUAAAUUCACCCAGUGCUUCCAAAUUUGACCAAGAGGAGGCUCGAAGGGCACUUGUGGAAAUGUUUAUUGGGGAAGAGCUACCAUUUCGCUUCGUUGAAAGCCCGAAAUUCCGAAAAUUUGUGCAUGCUCUACAAGCAAGAUUCAAAGUUCCUUCACGGACUACAUUAGCACGUGACAUUGGAGCUCUUUAUGCUGAAGAGAAGAUGAAGUUGCAAGAUUUUCUUUCGACAAAUUGUGGUAGAGUAUGUCUAACCACUGACACUUGGACUUCAAUUCAAAAUUUUACUUAUAUGAGUUUGACAGCACACUUUGUUGAUUUGGAUUGGAAAUUACAUAAAAAAAUACUUAAUUUUUGUCAAGUGACAAGUCAUUCAGGAGAGGUUAUAGGAGCAACAAUUGAAUCUUGUUUAAAUAAUUGGAAUUUGAAUCGGGUCUUUAGUGUGACAGUUGAUAAUGCCUCAUCUAACGAUGUUGCAAUUAAAUAUCUGAAGCAGCGAUUGAAUUCUUGGAAUAGCAUUAUUUUGAAUGAGGGGUUGAAAGAGAUUGAUGAAUCAGUCUUGAGGAUUCGUAGUGCAAUAAAGUAUGUUAGAUCUUCUCCAUCUAGAGCUAGUAGGUUUCAAAAGUGUGUUGAACUAGAAAAAAUCCAAUAUAAAGGCUUGCCUUGCAUGGAUGUUGAGACUAGGUGGAACUCUACUUAUCAAAUGUUAGAGGUAGCUUUGAAGCAUCGCAAAGCAUUUGAGUUGCUUGCUUUGAAAGAUAAUACCUAUAUAGGAGAGAUGAAUGGAGGAAAAGGGAAAGGUGUUCCUUCUGAUUCAGACUGGGAGUAUGCUGAGUCCAUUGUACCAUUUUUGCGAGUGUUCAGUGAUGCCAUUAUACGUGUUUCUGGUACCUUAUAUGUUACCAGUGAUAUGUAUAUGAAGGAAGUAUUUUCAAUUGGACGAUUUAUUCGUCAUUCUUGUGAUUCUGUUGAUUUUAGUACUAUGUCAAUGGCAGAAAGGAUGAGGGUUAAGUAUGAGAAGUAUUGGGGCAAUCCUGAUUCGGUGAAUAUGUUGUUAUUGAUUGCUAUCGUACUUAAUCCAAUGCAAAAGAUUGAGUAUGUCAAUUAUUUCUUGGAUUACUUCUUUGGAGAAGAAAAAGGAGGCGAAUUGAAGUCAAAGUUGUCCAAGUGCAUAAAGUUACUUUAUCAGCAAUACCAAAGUUCUGAGGAAGCAAGUGAAGCUGAUACGCAAGAUGUUCAAGCCAACAACAUUAAUACCGAUCUUCAUGGCAUGGGCUUUUUUCUGCAAGCAACCGGUCGCAGAACAAAUACAAGAUCUGAACUUGAUAGAUAUUUACAAGAAGAAUGUGAGCCAUACUCCCAUAAGUUCGAUAUACUAAACUGGUGGAAGGUCAACUCAACCCGAUUUCCAAUUCUUGGAAAUAUGGCUCGUGAGGUAUUGGCUAUACCUGUUUCUACGGUAGCUUCGGAGUCAGCAUUUAGUACUGGAGGAAGAGUCCUUGAUCCAUACCGCAGUUCUUUAACACCUAGAAUGGUAGAAGCCUUAGUCUGCACAGGAGAUUGGCUUAAGGAAGAUCUUUUCUCUGCUUUAGAUGAUGAUGGUGAAGUUCUUCAACAAGUUGAUCAAGAUAUAUUUUCCUCUAAUGAUGGUGCUUGUUCUAUGGCGGCAUCAAUUGAUAAUCUUGAUGAUGACUAG
Molecule: messenger RNA, 2151 nt
Organism: Arachis duranensis
Lineage: Eukaryota; Viridiplantae; Streptophyta; Magnoliopsida; Fabales; Fabaceae
Product: zinc finger BED domain-containing protein RICESLEEPER 2
Exons: 5
Coding region: 169-2151 (660 amino acids)
Molecular function (GO): protein dimerization activity; DNA binding
Source: RefSeq, a predicted model, not a curated record